This is a messenger RNA of Carcharodon carcharias (great white shark), 2050 nucleotides long. Its product is annotated as E3 ubiquitin/ISG15 ligase TRIM25-like. Bases 66 to 1739 code for a protein of 557 amino acids. The record is from RefSeq and is a predicted model, not a curated record. Gene Ontology annotation, molecular function: protein binding; zinc ion binding. The transcript is spliced from 7 exons. Lineage: Eukaryota; Metazoa; Chordata; Chondrichthyes; Lamniformes; Lamnidae.
UUACUUCCUGCUUUGGUUCCUCAGUCUCUCAGGUGCUGUGUGAAACCUCUUCAGCUGCUGUAACAAUGGAUCCUGAAGGUUUAAAAGAUGAAUUAAUCUGUGCUGUGUGUCUGCAGGUGUACCAGGAUCCUGUAAUUUUGCCCUGUCAACACAGUUUCUGUUUGAAAUGUAUUGAAAGAGUUUGGGUCCACACAGCAGGCCCAGGAAGGUUUGAGUGUCCUCAGUGUCGCUGUAGAUUCGACCCCAGGCCCAGUCUGAAGAGAAACUUCACUCUGUGUGAUAUAGUGGAAAAAUAUAACCACUCACAGCCUCCUGCUGGUCAUGUCAUGUGUGAUUACUGUGAUAGCAAUCCAAACCCAGCUGUGAAGACUUGUCUGAAAUGUGAAAUAUCUCUUUGCUCCCUUCAUUUAAAGCCACAUUUACAGAACAAGGCUUUCAGUGGACAUACUCUCAUUGAACCUGUGUCUGACCUUACAGACAGGCAGUGUCCUGACCAUAAGGAUCCCCUAAUCUUCUAUUGUAAAGAUGAUGCAAAGUGUGUGUGUGUUUCCUGUGCAAUAAUAGGGAAACAUAAAUCCCACACACUGCUGAGCCUGAAUGAGGCACAAGCUGCAAUUAAGGAAGAAUUAGAGACAGAAAUCAAGAAGCUUCAGGAAGUCCAGCAGAAUUGUUCCAGCAAACAGCGAGGCUUGGAGAGAUCAGAAACUGAAGUAAAGACACGAAUCAAUGAGUUGAAAGGAAAGUUAUCGAAGAGCUUCUCUGAAUGGAGGAGAAAACUGGAAGAAGAUGAAAAAUCCACAUUGAAACUGAUCAAUGAGGAGGGGCUCCGAGCCCUCAAACAGAUUAGAAGCUGUUCUGAAGCAUUAAACAAGAGGAUGGAACAGAUUACAUUUAUAGAUGGAGAAACCCAGACUCUGGUACAGAGGGAACCUCUCUCCUUUAUUCAGAACUCGAAGCAGCUCCUUUCCAGGGUGACUGAGUCUCAGAAAGUCACAGACCCAGAUGUUCCAGAGUUCACCCUGAACCUGUCCAAUAUAUUUCAACUUAUCCAGGAGAGGUUGAAUGGAUGUGAAAAGUACCACUCAGACAUAUUGGAAAUCAUCAUGCCAGCUUCCACCAAAUAUAGGGGGCCAUUGGACAUCAUGCCUCCCCCACACAGCCCCUCUGGGACAGCCCUCCGGAUAGCAGCUGGGAUCAGCAGGAGAACAGGAAUAUCCCAAGGGAAAAGUUCAUUGAGCCUGGAUCCAAAGACAGCAAACUGCAACUUGGUUCUUUCUGAUGAUCUCAGAUCAGUAACAUGGACUGAACGGAAACAAUUCUCCCUCCUUUAUCCAAAGAGGUUUAAACACUAUCCCCAAGUUCUCUGCUCUCAGAGCUUCUCCUCAGGAUCCCAUUCCUGGGAUGUGGAGACUGAUGGGAAUGAAUGUGGAAUAGGAAUUGCGUGUGGGACUGUGGAGAGGGAAGGAAGAAAUUCUUUUCUUGGGAACAGCAAUAAAUCCUGGUGUUUAUAUUGUGGGUUUAGUUAUCUCAAGGCUUGGCACAACUCCCAGUUCACUGACCUUCCUCUGUUCCCCUCUAAACCUAGGAUCCGAGUCCAGUUGGACUACGAGGCUGGGACUUUGUCGUUUUACCGGGUCACUGACUCAGUGAGAUAUUUACAUACAUUUCAAACCACAUUCACUGAACCAGUGUUUCCAGCAUUUUAUUGUGGGAGAAAAUGCCUAAAAUUGUUAAACUAAUCAUGAUGGCGGAGGCUUGAUAACAUCACUUCUUGUUUGAGGGCAUCGUAUGAUGUCACUUUCUGUUUGGCCUUGUGGGCCUCCGAAUCAUGUCAGUUCCAGGGCCGCUUGUGGUCUCUGAUGGCGUCACUUUCAGAUUGGCUUGAGGUCUUUGAUGCUGCCAUUUCCCGGUGAGCUUGCUGGGUCAGCUUGGGGGUUUCUGAUGCCUGCCUGUAUUUUGAAGUUACAUUCUUCACAUUAACUUUAGUUUUUAAAUGCUUUUCUGUUUGCAAAGUUUUGCAAUGUUCAAUUAGUAAAUGGGAUUCCAAGCA